This is a messenger RNA of Cimex lectularius (bed bug), 2385 nucleotides long. RefSeq names its product sodium-independent sulfate anion transporter. The record is from RefSeq and is a predicted model, not a curated record. Lineage: Eukaryota; Metazoa; Arthropoda; Insecta; Hemiptera; Cimicidae. Gene Ontology annotation, cellular component: membrane. Gene Ontology annotation, molecular function: sulfate transmembrane transporter activity. The coding region runs from base 622 to 2286 and encodes 554 amino acids. Gene Ontology annotation, biological process: transmembrane transport. The transcript has 12 exons.
GUCCAUUACGUUCAACAGCUAUAUUUGGAUGUAUAACACAAACAAUACUGGGAUGCACGGUGCGUGUACAUUUUGUGCGUCCAAAUGUCAAAGGAAAGGUUGUCACAUAAUCGUCUUCGCAGGCCGGCGUUUUUUCCCGUCACCAUCAGGAGGGGGGAAAGUUAUAAAAUCGACGCGAAUUAUAUAUAAUGACGAAAUGAAAUUAUGAGAACAAAGAAAACGAUUUUCAUUCAAAGUUUACCAAGUGACGAAGUGUAGCUAAUCAUGUUCAAGUGGGGGUGCAAUGAAUAAGGCAGAAGACCAAAUCGCGUUCAGUCUGCUUUUGGCAUCCGACCAAUCAUAUAUUCGGAAAACAAAAUUUCUUCACCAAUCAAGGGUCUUCCAGUUUAGAAAAUUUUGUGACUUCGGUUAUUAAAUAAUUAAACAAUAAUAUUUAAUUGUAAUAUGUGUUAAUUAAAAGAAAAAAAGGAUGAAUUAUAAAUAAAAAAUUACAUUAAGAUGAAAUCUGUAAGAAGACAGGCUGAGUACCUCUAUCAUCUUAAGAAUUUGCCUUAACGGAUUUGACACCUUGAUAAUUUUACAUAUUUAUUUAUGAUAAUAUAAUAAGCAUAAUUAUAAAAAAUGCACUUUUCCCUGAGACACUAUCUGCAUUAUAUUCCUUUAUUGCAAUGGUUAUCAACAUACAAAAGGGAAUAUGUCAUACCUGAUAUAAUUGCUGGCUUGACAGUUGGUAUAAUGAUGAUACCGCAGUCAAUUGCUUAUACGACUUUAGUUGGAAUAAGGCCGCAGUAUGGUCUCUACACUUCCAUAGCUGGAGGAAUAUCGUAUGCAGUUUUCGGUAAUGUGAGGCAAGCUACGAUUGGACCAUCGGCGAUUCUUACACUUCUUUCGUACCAAUUCGCCCAUGAAGAAAAUCCCGAGCUGAUCGCACUCAUCACGUUUUUAAUUGGGAUCACAGUUCUCCUCUUUGGAUUUUUCAAAUUGGGAUUUGUGAUUGACUUUGUUUCGACGCCAGUCAUAUCUGGCUAUACGUCGGCAGUUACUCUAGUCAUAUUCGCCUCACAGAUCAAAGGCCUAUUGGGUAUCAAAUUCAAGGCCGAAAACUUUCUUUCGACGAUCUGCAAGCUGGUCUCAAACAUUAAAUACACGAGGGUUCCUGAUGCCACUCUCGGCAUAUGUUGUUUCCUGUUUCUUAUGUCCUUUAAGCAAAUCAAGAAGUGGAAAUAUCUAAAGGAUAGUAAGGGAUUUUUCUACCUGUCUGUUGCAAAAUGUGCUUUGACUGUAUUUGUUUCAACGUUGAUUGCUGUCUGCUUCGAUAAAAAUGGCCAGCAGCCUUUUUCAAUAACUGGGAACAUAACUGGCGGGCUCCCACCUGUCAGACUGCCGAAUUUCACACCGAUGUUUGACGGUGAAAAGCAAAGUUUUUAUCAAAUCCUGUCUAAACUCAGUUUAGGUUUGCCGACUAUUACAUGCAUAGCGAUUAUAACAAUGAUUGUUAUAGGAAAAGCGUACACUAAAGGAAGACAGUUGAAUACGACUUAUGAGAUACUUGCACUUGGUGGGUCCAACGUACUCGGCAGUUUCAUUGGCUCCAUGCCCGUUACAGGAUCUUUUUCAAGAAGUGCUGUCAACAAUUCUUGUGAUGUUAAAACACCAAUUUCAGGAAUAUAUUCAGCUGUAUUGGUGAUUUUGGCAUGCGCAAUUUUAACGCCUUACUUCUAUUUCAUACCGAAAGCAACCCUUGCAGCGGUUGUGAUGUCUGCUGUCAUAUCAAUGUUGGAAUUUGAAAUAAUAUUGCCUUUGUGGAAGACAAAUCGAAAAGAUUUAAUACCUCUUUGUGGUACUUUUUUCUCGUCUCUUUUACUUGGAGUGGAAAAGGGACUCAUCUGUGGUCUGCUGUUUGACCUCGUCUUCAUACUCUACUACAAUGCAAGACCUUCAAUUUAUGUGUACAACAUUCAACAAAACAAUGAGAAUUUUUGUGUAAUAACACCAAGGAACGGCCUGCUGUAUCCAGUAGCCAAUUACCUCCACGAAAAAGUCGUUGUUCACUCAAAUGUUUUACAAAAAGAAAAAAUUACUGGCUACGUUUUAAAUAUGAUUCAUAUAGCACACCUUGACUACACAUCAAUUCAGACCAUUAAAUCAAUAAUGAAUGACUUGCUAAUAAAUAAUAAGGAGCUCAUAUUGACAAAUCCAAGGAAGUCUUUAAGGCCAAUCAUCCAAGAAGUUUUGCCCAAAAUAAGGAUUUUAGAUAACUUAAACUUUCAGCAUAAUGAAGUUUGAAGCCUUAAAAGAAGGCAUCUGAGAAUGUGAUAUGAAAAUCAUUUUUAUAUUUAAAUAAACUCUUUUAAGAAUAAAAAAAUCAUAUCGAUACCAUCGUCA